GUUCAGAACCCACCACCACCACCACCACCACCACCACCGUCGUCAUCUCUUCCUUCUCCGCCGGCGAGGAAAUGGCGACUUCCAUGGCGGCGUUCUCCGUCGCGCCGGGCCUGCAUCUCCCUUCGCGACGCCACACUAAGCUCGCCGCAUUUCGGCCCUCGUGGAGUUUCCCCAGAACGAUUCCGUGGAGCGUCAGGGUGGUCUGCGCCGCUUCUUCUUCGUCUGCAGCGUCGGGAAGUUCGAAUCCCAACGCGGACUUCAACCCUUACGAGGUUUUGGGCGUCAGUCCCAUUGAGGGAUUUGACAUGAUUAAAGCAGCAUAUACAAAGAAACGAAAGGAUGCAGAGAGAAGAGGUGAUGAAGCAGCUGCUUCCCAACUGGAAAAAGCAUAUGACAAAGUGAUGAUGGCACAAUUAAGCAACAGGAAAAAGGGUGUCACAUUUGGUUCUUUCAAGGUCUCGAAGGAUAUCAAAUAUGCUGAUAAGCAACCCGUUGUACCAUGGGGACCGAGGUUCACCAAGUCCAGUGUACAAGAUAUGCGCAUCAACAUGGCAAUAUCUGCUGUCUUCACAGCUUGGAUCGUAAUCAAACGGAAUGCUGAAUAUAAACCAUUGCAAUUUUUAGCAUUUGUAUUUGUGUACCGGAUCUUUGAGAAGUUGAAAUCAUUUGAACCGCCUGUAUCACCAACCUUUACGGAAGACGGUGAGGAGGAUCCAGGGAGAGGGAUGCGAAUGGGAAAACGGCUGCUUAGGUCUCUUGCAUUAGUGUUUGGCUGCAUCGCGUUUUCUUCUCUGGCAUAUACUGGUCUGCUGAACUUGAUUGAAUUCGUAGGCAGUUUUAUACCUGCUUUUCUUUACAAUAACCAGGAACUUCUAGUCACCACUUCGACGGCUAUCUUUCUCUAUAUAAUGGCAUCAUAUUAUAGAUGACGGACGAAUUUUGGUGAGAGUUUCACUUAUAGGUUGACUGUGCGUCAAAUUUUGCCAAAUCAGGUGUUCUUUCUUUUCUUUUUCUUUUUUUUAAUUUUGAAUUUUGUAUCUCAUCACAAAAACUGGUCUCGUUGACAUUAGUUGCGGAGCCCUCUUUAUCUCGUGGCGCAUUAUCAUAGGGGUGCUAUUCUUGUAACGGAAUGUUUAUUUUACGUAGGAAGUUAGAUCAUCGCUCAUUGAAGAUGGGAAAUAAUGUAGUGGACUGCUUUGAAGUCUCA
This is a messenger RNA of Syzygium oleosum, 1207 nucleotides long. RefSeq names its product protein CHLOROPLAST J-LIKE DOMAIN 1, chloroplastic. Gene Ontology annotation, cellular component: chloroplast membrane. NCBI's taxonomy places the organism in Eukaryota, Viridiplantae, Streptophyta, Magnoliopsida, Myrtales, Myrtaceae. The coding region runs from base 72 to 929 and encodes 285 amino acids. The record is from RefSeq and is a predicted model, not a curated record. The transcript is spliced from 10 exons.